GCGUGCCCUUUUCGUAAGGCUGAAUCCCCGCCAGUGACGAUUUGAAAUCGGCCCCGUCAGCACCGGGAACCGGGUGAGCGAGGAUGGCGUCGUUCGUCACGGAGGUGUUGGCCCAUUCUGGCCGCUUGGAAAAGGAGGAUUUGGGAACCAAAAUUAGUCGCCUGUCCCGGAAGGUGGAAGAAGUGAAGGGUGAGGUGUGUGAUCUGAUCAAUAAAAAGUAUGACGAGUUCCUUCCCAGCAUGCAAAGCGCCGAAGAUCUAGUGAGACAGGUGCACGGACUCGUCGGCGAUGUGGAUGUCCUAAAGUCAAGAAUAGAGAAUGAGGUACAAAGUGACCUUCAAGUUGCAAUCAGCGAAUUCACUGAAUUGAAACAGCAGCUUGAGAAAAACAAUGUUAUUCUGAGUGUUCUGAGUCAGCUGCAAGAGUUUGACAGCGCUAUUGACCAAUAUAAUUGUGCUUUGGCUGAAAGAAACUACAUCACUGCAGCCCAACAUCUUGAAAAGGCCCAGAGCAGCUUUAAAGUGUUGAAGUCCCGGAAGGGAUUUGAGCUCCCGAUGUUGAAAGCUCUCGGUAUCGAGCUGACCGUGCAGAAACAGAACAUGCUCUACCACCUCGGGGAAGAGUGGCAGAAGUUGGCUGUAUGGAAGCUCCCGCCGUCCAAAGAAAACACCAGUUUGGAGAUGGUUUUGCAAACCGAGCUCCAUCUCUGGACUUUGCCCUCAAGCGAUGAGUCCACGUCUGUUCCUUUGCUGGCUUCUGUCCUGCAGUCCUUGGCUAUCCUCGGGGAGCUCAACACGAAGCUGAAAUUCUUCAGCCAGUUACUGCUCAAUUACAUCCUUAAACCCCUGGUAACGUACCCGGCCCUACAUGCCCAGGUGGACACGCAACCACAAGGAGUCAUCUUGCGUUUUGAAACCAUGGACACAGAUCUGGAGCAUCCGUCUCCGGCAGCGGUGUUCCUGAAGUUGCAACUUGUUCUAGAAUUACUUCACAAGCACUUACUGGAUGUGCCGCUCGAAAACUACCAGCGAGGUGAAGGAUCGGUCAAGUUGGUCUUAGCUGAGGUUCUCGGGGAUAUGAUCUGGGAGGAGAUCUCGGAGUCGGUCAUCAAAGACUGUUUGGUCUAUUCUAUCCCGACCAACAGCAGCAAACUCGAGCAGUACGACGAGGUCAUUAAGUCCACAGAGGAGUUUGAAAAUGCCCUUAAGGGUAUGAAGUAUCUGAAGGGAGAUGCCACAGAGCUCCUGAAAUAUGCCCGAAAUGUCAAUGCUCACUUCGCCAGCAAGAAGUGCCAGGAUGUGAUAGUAACGGCCAGAAACCUGAUGACCUCGGAAAUACAUAAUACCAUAAAGAUCACUCCGGACUCCAAGGUGUCCUUGCCAAAGCUCAAGAGCCCUAAAGAUGCGGAGAAGGUGAAAGGGCAGAGGAACCGCGCCCCAGAAGCCCCGGCUUUGGAGAACGAGGUUAAGCUGAGCCAACACUCCUUCUCCCUGCCAAGCUGCCGGAUCAGUGAGUCUGUCGAGAAGUUAAUGACGCUCGCCUACCAGACCCUUUCUGAAGCUACAGCCAGCAACAGGCCCUGCGCCAUCCAGCUAUUCUACACUGUCAGAAACAUUUUCCAUCUGUUCUAUGAUGUUGUGCCAACGUAUCACAAAGAGAACCUGCAGAAGCUUCCCCAGCUGUCCGCUAUCCACCACAACAACUGCAUGUAUAUUGCACACCAUCUGCUCACACUGGGCCACCAGUUCCGCUACCACUUCCCCUCUCCUCUUAGUGACGGAGCUGCCACUUUCGUUGACAUGGUUCCUGGAUUCAGAAGACUCGGCACCGAGGUGUUCCUCGCCCAAAUGCGUUCACAGAAAGGAGAUCUGCUUGAAAGGUUAUCAAGUGCAAAAAAAUUCUGUAAUAUGGAAGAUGAAGAGAACUACACAGCAGCCCACAAGGCGAUUAGACAGGUUAUACACCAGCUGAGUUGCCUGGGGAAGGUUUGGCAGGAUGUUCUUCCUCUAGCGAUAUACUGCAAAGCCAUGGGCACCUUAUUGAACACGGCCAUCGCAGAAAUGAUCAGCAAAAUUGCGGCUUUAGAGGAUAUUUCCACCGAGGAUGGAGAAAGGCUAUAUACACUUUGCCGUACGAUGAUUGAGGAAGGCCCCCUGGUAUUCACACCCCUGCCUGAAGAAAGCAAGAACAAAAAGUACCAGGAGGAGGUUCCGCUUUAUGUGCAGAAGUGGAUGAAAUUUAAAGAGCUUAUGAUUAUCUUGCAGGCCAGUCUGCAGGAGAUUGUGGAUCGGUGGGCCGAUGGAAAAGGGCCACUCGCUGUCGAGUUUUCCACCAAUGAAGUGAAAAGCUUAAUACGGGCCCUCUUUCAAAAUACGGAGAGGAGAGCUGCAGCUUUGGCCAGGAUUAAAUAGUUAACGUUUGCAUACCUUCUGUAAUUUUUUGUACAUACAAAACUUGCUUGAGCGCCAGUAAAAUCUGUUCUUAAGAAA
Molecule: messenger RNA, 2489 nt
Organism: Spea bombifrons (plains spadefoot toad)
Lineage: Eukaryota; Metazoa; Chordata; Amphibia; Anura; Pelobatidae
Gene: ZW10
Product: zw10 kinetochore protein
Exons: 16
Coding region: 84-2411 (775 amino acids)
Biological process (GO): mitotic cell cycle; endoplasmic reticulum to Golgi vesicle-mediated transport; mitotic spindle assembly checkpoint signaling
Cellular component (GO): chromosome, centromeric region; nucleus; RZZ complex
Source: RefSeq, a predicted model, not a curated record